Molecule: messenger RNA, 903 nt
Organism: Macrosiphum euphorbiae (potato aphid)
Lineage: Eukaryota; Metazoa; Arthropoda; Insecta; Hemiptera; Aphididae
Source: the annotation of a GenBank genome assembly
AUGAGCUUCUCCAGUCAAAUAUUCCGUUCACCGGAGUACACGAGCUUUAGGUGCAACGUGCCUCUCAAACAAAUCAUAUUGGACGAUACCGGCACGAAUAAGGGAUGGAGAGUGUAUGACACAGGUCCUCGUUCAGUUCAAACCCCGUUAGUGUUCUUGCAUCCGGUUAGUGGACGAGCCGAAGUCUUUUUCAAACAAUUGUUAACGCUCAGUUCAAAAGGCUAUCGAGUCAUAUCAGCUGAAAAUCCACCUUAUUGGAGUGUAACUGAAUGGUGUGAGGGAUUCAUGCAACUGUUGGAUCAUAUGGAUAUUAAGCAAGUGCAUUUAUUUGGUGCUUCAUUAGGUGGAUUUUUGGCUCAAAAGUUUGUAGAGUUUUCUACAAUUGUACAUCAACCUAAAGUUGUAUCACUAUUCUUGUGCAACUCUUUUACUGAUACAUCAAUAUUCAAAUAUAAAGAUGCUGCUGUUUUAUUUUGGAUUUUACCUGCGAUGGUGCUCAGGAAAAUGGUGUUAUCCAAUUUUUCAUCAAGGGAAACAUUUUACGAUACAAGAAUAAUGGAUUCAAUAGAUUUUAUGGUCGAACUGAUUGAGUCAUUGUCACAGGCUGAUCUAGCUUCUCGUUUGACCAUAAACUGUUUGAAUAGCCGCGUUAAUACAUCAUUGAUGAGAGGUUUAAAAAGUGUCACCAUUAUGGAUGUAUUUGAUGACUAUGCCUUAGGUUCGCCCAUCAAAGAAAAAAUUUACCAGGAAUACCCUGAAGCUAAACUGGCUCAACUCAAGUCUGGCGGUAAUUUUCCAUACCUAAGUCGCAGUGAUGAAGUUAAUUUACACUUGCAGAUACAUUUGAGAAAAUAUGAUGGUACUCCUUUUAGUGCAAGUGAUAACAUUCCCAAUGCAGAAUAA